Molecule: messenger RNA, 15009 nt
Organism: Ostertagia ostertagi
Lineage: Eukaryota; Metazoa; Nematoda; Chromadorea; Rhabditida; Trichostrongylidae
Source: the annotation of a GenBank genome assembly
GCUGCCGAAUUCUACGAAGGGGACAGCCUUUCCAGUGAACCUGUUACAGUACGUAUCCCACCUGGUGGGGUAGCUUGUGACUGCGCCCAUGCUUGUACAUUCGAAGAGCAGGAUGAUGGAACAGUAACGUCGAAAUGCUACUGCCACAGUGGCUUUACGUUAGCCAGUGAUCAAAAGUCGUGUGAGCCUUCCACCGAAGCACCAACAGCAUACACAAUUGUUAGAGUAACUCCUCCUGCAUUCGCAACGGAAGUGCAGCCGGAAGAAAUAUCGUCGACCGGCCCGAGCGCAUCACCGCUGCCAACUGGAGCUGACGGCAGAACUUUGGAAUUUGAAGAAAUCAGGUCAACCGUGCGACCAACGGACUCAAGUGGGCGCGAACUUCCGCUAGUCGUCGGACCAGACGGCGUGCCGCUCAGUGUGAAUGCUGACGGAGAACUUGUCGAUAACAACAACAGCCCUAUUAUUAUUGAAGAUGGAGAACCACGAGAUCCUUUUGGCAAUCCACUGCCUCGCAAUAAGGAUGGAGCUUGGGUAUAUCCUCUUGUAGACAAAAGUGGCAAACCACUACCUGUCGAUGAGAACAACAUGCCAAAAAUUACUGUCGUAGCGGCUGACGGGGGUGACAUUACUGUGGAUGAGAACGGGAAUCUGAUUACGUCAGACGGUCGCGUGAUCCCAACCGAUGUUAUUGGAAGACCACUUGAUGAACAUGGAGAGCCAUACGAAAUUAAUGAAGAGGGGCAAUUUGUAGUAGAAUCGAUAGAUACUGAACCUGCAAUUGAAGAAGAGGAGAGGCCGAGCAUUCCUCUACUGACAGUAGAUGGAGAGCCAUUAACAGUUGACGAGAGUGGGCAUUUUGUUGACUCAUCAGGUGCAAUUAUUCCCACGAACGAGGACGGAAUACCAGUCGAUGAAUAUGGAAGGCCACUCAAAAAGAACAAAUAUGGGAAGUACAUUCUGCCGUCGAGGAAAGAUGCAUCUACUCAAACAGAUAUGUUACCACAUCCUACGGAUGAGAGCGGAAAUAUAAUAUACCCCAUUAAGAAACCAGACGGAUCGCUGCUUCCAACAGAUGCAACCGGAAACUACAUUACUGAAGACGGAUCACUUGUCGAGCGAGAUGAGGAGGGAAGACCUGUGGGACCAGGGGGCGAGGUUUUACCGACGGACGAUUCUGGAAGUUACAUAUAUCCUGCAUUGGGACCCGAUGGAAGUCCGCUUCCUACUGAUGAGCACAAGCGACCCAUUCAUCCGGUUCUUGGACCUGACGGAUCGCCUCUUCCUACUGAUGACUCGGAUGGUAGACCCAUACCGACUGAUCGCAGUGGAGUUCCAUUGGACAAAGAUGGAGAACCUCUGCCAACUGACAGUAGCGGACAUUACGUCACAGUGCCACGGGAAGAAGCUGCUAGCAAGGAGCUGCCUACAGAUGAGAGCGGAAACGUCAUUUAUCCCGUAACGAAGCCGGACGGAUCACCUCUGCCUACUGAUUCUUCCGGAAACUACGUCACUGACGAAGGAACCGAUCAUCGAAGAAAGAUGAGGAAGGACGUCCUCUUGGACCAGACGGGCAAGUUCUACCAACAGAUGACACAGGAAACUUCAUAUACCCAGUCCUCGGACCUGAUGGUAGUCCACUUCCUACUGAUGAGCACAAGCGACCCAUUCAUCCGGUUCUUGGACCUGACGGAUCGCCUCUUCCAACUGAUGACUCGGGUCAUCCUCUUCGGAGAAGAUGGUAGACCUAUACCAACUGAUCGCAGUGGAGUUCCACUGGACAAAGAUGGAGAACCUCUGCCAACUGACAGUAGCGGACAUUACGUCACAGUGCCACGGGAAGAAGCUGCUAGCAAGGAGCUGCCUACAGAUGAGAGCGGAAACGUCAUUUAUCCCGUAACGAAGCCGGACGGAUCACCUCUGCCUACUGAUUCUUCCGGAAACUACGUCACUGACGAAGGAACCGAUCAUCGAAGAAAGAUGAGGAAGGACGUCCUCUUGGACCAGACGGGCAAGUUCUACCAACAGAUGACACAGGAAACUUCAUAUACCCAGUCCUCGGACCUGAUGGUAGUCCACUUCCUACUGAUGAGCACAAGCGACCCAUUCAUCCGGUUCUUGGACCUGACGGAUCGCCUCUUCCUACUGAUGACUCGGGUCAUCCUCUUCGGAGAAGAUGGUAGACCUAUACCAACUGAUCGCAGUGGAGUUCCACUGGACAAAGAUGGAGAACCUCUGCCAACUGACAGUAGCGGACAUUACGUCACAGUGCCACGGGAAGAAGCUGCUAGCAAGGAGCUGCCUACAGAUGAGAGCGGAAACGUCAUUUAUCCCGUAACGAAGCCGGACGGAUCUCCUCUGCCUACUGAUUCUUCCGGAAACUACGUCACUGACGAAGGAACGAUCAUCGAGAAAGAUGAGGAGGGACGUCCUCUUGGACCAGACGGGCAAGUUCUACCAACAGAUGACACAGGAAACUUCAUAUACCCAGUCCUCGGACCUGAUGGUAGUCCACUUCCUACUGAUGAGCACAAGCGACCCAUUCAUCCGGUUCUUGGACCUGACGGAUCGCCUCUUCCCACUGAUGACUCGGGUCAUCCUCUCGGAGAAGAUGGUAGACCUAUACCAACUGAUCGCAGUGGAGUUCCACUGGACAAAGAUGGAGAACCUCUGCCAACUGACAGUAGCGGACAUUACGUCACAGUGCCACGGGAAGAAGCUGCUAGCAAGGAGCUGCCUACAGAUGAGAGCGGAAACGUCAUUUAUCCCGUAACGAAGCCGGACGGAUCUCCUCUGCCUACUGAUUCUUCCGGAAACUACGUCACUGACGAAGGAACGAUCAUCGAGAAAGAUGAGGAGGGACGUCCUCUUGGACCAGACGGGCAAGUUCUACCAACAGAUGACACAGGAAACUUCAUAUACCCAGUCCUCGGACCUGAUGGUAGUCCACUUCCUACUGAUGAGCACAAGCGACCCAUUCAUCCGGUUCUUGGACCUGACGGAUCGCCUCUUCCUACUGAUGACUCGGGUCAUCCUCUCGGAGAAGAUGGUAGACCUAUACCAACUGAUCGCAGUGGAGUUCCACUGGACAAAGAUGGAGAACCUCUGCCAACUGACAGUAGCGGACAUUACGUCACAGUGCCACGGGAAGAAGCUGCUAGCAAGGAGCUGCCUACAGAUGAGAGCGGAAACGUCAUUUAUCCCGUAACGAAGCCGGACGGAUCUCCUCUGCCUACUGAUUCUUCCGGAAACUACGUCACUGACGAAGGAACGAUCAUCGAGAAAGAUGAGGAGGGACGUCCUCUUGGACCAGACGGGCAAGUUCUUCCAACAGAUGAGACAGGAACGUUCAUUUAUAUCUCAGAAGACAGAGGAGUAACACCCGUUUCCGAAGAAAUGCGUUGCUCUCCAAAGGAUCCCCCGACAGAAACUGUGCUAUUUGUUGUUGAAAGCUCUCAACAAAGUACAGAUUAUCUCGGUUCAAUUAGGAAUUUACUCAAAUCAUUCUUAAGUUCCUUACCUGAGGAAAGCUUCCCUAAGAUUGGAAAGCUGAUUUAUGGUGCUACGACAGAAGUCACUAUUGACAUAGGACAUUACAAAGAUAGAGAAGAGCUGGUGGCUUCAUUCGAUGAGAUCAGAGAAGUAGGAGGUGUACCCGAUGCGAAGCUAGCUCUGGAAAUUGCUCAUCAACUCCUGAUGGAGGAAGAACGUGGAGCAACUGUUGUCCUUCAUUUCUACGUGACGCCAAUGAGAAAGAAGGACAAACUGAUGGCUGAGCGAAUGCGAAAGAGUGGUGUGAAACUCUUUCAUCUUGAUGAGAAGGAUUGGUCUCUACGUGAUCCGUCAGCAUUGCACAAUUUUGUGUGCUUGAAAAAAGAACCAGUGGUGUUGUUGAAGAGACCGGAUGGAUCACCUCUGCCUACGGACACUUCUGGAAACUUUGUCACAGAUGAAGGGACCAUCAUCGAAAAAGACGAGGAAGGCCGUCCUCUUGGACCUGACGGGCAAGUUCUGCCAACGGAUGACGCAGGAAACUUUAUCUACCCUGCGGUUGGACCUGAUGGAAGUCCGCUUCCAACUGAUGAGCAUAAGCGACCCAUUCACCCAAUUCUUGGACCUGACGGGUCUCCUCUUCCAACUGACGAUUCGGGUCACCCUCUUGGAGCAGACGGUAAACCCAUACCGACUGAUCGCAGUGGUGUUCCAUUGGACAAAGAUGGGGAACCAUUGCCUACUGACAGCAGUGGGCAUUAUGUCACUGUUCCACGAGAAGAGGCCGUAAGCAAAGAACUGCCUACGGACGAAAGCGGAAACGUUAUCCAUCCAGUGACAAAGCCCGAUGGAUCACCUCUGCCUACUGACACUUCUGGAAACUUUGUCACAGAUGAAGGGACCAUCAUCGAAAAAGACGAGGAAGGCCGUCCUCUUGGACCUGACGGGCAAGUUCUGCCAACGGAUGACGCAGGAAACUUUAUCUACCCUGCGGUUGGACCUGAUGGAAGUCCGCUUCCAACUGAUGAGCAUAAGCGACCCAUUCACCCAAUUCUUGGACCUGACGGGUCUCCUCUUCCAACUGACGAUUCGGGUCACCCUCUUGGAGCAGACGGUAAACCCAUACCGACUGAUCGCAGUGGUGUUCCAUUGGACAAAGAUGGGGAACCAUUGCCUACUGACAGCAGUGGGCAUUAUGUCACUGUUCCACGAGAAGAGGCCGUAAGCAAAGAACUGCCUACGGACGAAAGCGGAAACGUUAUCCAUCCAGUGACAAAGCCCGAUGGAUCACCUCUGCCUACUGACACUUCUGGAAACUUUGUCACAGAUGAAGGGACCAUCAUCGAAAAAGACGAGGAAGGCCGUCCUCUUGGACCUGACGGGCAAGUUCUGCCAACGGAUGACGCAGGAAACUUUAUCUACCCUGCGGUUGGACCUGAUGGAAGUCCGCUUCCAACUGAUGAGCAUAAGCGACCCAUUCACCCAAUUCUUGGACCUGACGGGUCUCCUCUUCCAACUGACGAUUCGGGUCACCCUCUUGGAGCAGACGGUAAACCCAUACCGACUGAUCGCAGUGGUGUUCCAUUGGACAAAGAUGGGGAACCAUUGCCUACUGACAGCAGUGGGCAUUAUGUCACUGUUCCACGAGAAGAGGCCGUAAGCAAAGAACUGCCUACGGACGAAAGCGGAAACGUUAUCCAUCCAGUGACAAAGCCCGAUGGAUCACCUCUGCCUACUGACACUUCUGGAAACUUUGUCACAGAUGAAGGGACCAUCAUCGAAAAAGACGAGGAAGGCCGUCCUCUUGGACCUGACGGGCAAGUUCUGCCAACGGAUGACGCAGGAAACUUUAUCUACCCUGCGGUUGGACCUGAUGGAAGUCCGCUUCCAACUGAUGAGCAUAAGCGACCCAUUCACCCAAUUCUUGGACCUGACGGGUCUCCUCUUCCAACUGACGAUUCGGGUCACCCUCUUGGAGCAGACGGUAAACCCAUACCGACUGAUCGCAGUGGUGUUCCAUUGGACAAAGAUGGGGAACCAUUGCCUACUGACAGCAGUGGGCAUUAUGUCACUGUUCCACGAGAAGAGGCCGUAAGCAAAGAACUGCCUACGGACGAAAGCGGAAACGUUAUCCAUCCAGUGACAAAGCCCGAUGGAUCACCUCUGCCUACUGACACUUCUGGAAACUUUGUCACAGAUGAAGGGACCAUCAUCGAAAAAGACGAGGAAGGCCGUCCUCUUGGACCUGACGGGCAAGUUCUGCCAACGGAUGACGCAGGAAACUUUAUCUACCCUGCGGUUGGACCUGAUGGAAGUCCGCUUCCAACUGAUGAGCAUAAGCGACCCAUUCACCCAAUUCUUGGACCUGACGGGUCUCCUCUUCCAACUGACGAUUCGGGUCACCCUCUUGGAGCAGACGGUAAACCCAUACCGACUGAUCGCAGUGGUGUUCCAUUGGACAAAGAUGGGGAACCAUUGCCUACUGACAGCAGUGGGCAUUAUGUCACUGUUCCACGAGAAGAGGCCGUAAGCAAAGAACUGCCUACGGACGAAAGCGGAAACGUUAUCCAUCCAGUGACAAAGCCCGAUGGAUCACCUCUGCCUACUGACACUUCUGGAAACUUUGUCACAGAUGAAGGGACCAUCAUCGAAAAAGACGAGGAAGGCCGUCCUCUUGGACCUGACGGGCAAGUUCUGCCAACGGAUGACGCAGGAAACUUUAUCUACCCUGCGGUUGGACCUGAUGGAAGUCCGCUUCCAACUGAUGAGCAUAAGCGACCCAUUCACCCAAUUCUUGGACCUGACGGGUCUCCUCUUCCAACUGACGAUUCGGGUCACCCUCUUGGAGCAGACGGUAAACCCAUACCGACUGAUCGCAGUGGUGUUCCAUUGGACAAAGAUGGGGAACCAUUGCCUACUGACAGCAGUGGGCAUUAUGUCACUGUUCCACGAGAAGAGGCCGUAAGCAAAGAACUGCCUACGGACGAAAGCGGAAACGUUAUCCAUCCAGUGACAAAGCCCGAUGGAUCACCUCUGCCUACUGACACUUCUGGAAACUUUGUCACAGAUGAAGGGACCAUCAUCGAAAAAGACGAGGAAGGCCGUCCUCUUGGACCUGACGGGCAAGUUCUGCCAACGGAUGACGCAGGAAACUUUAUCUACCCUGCGGUUGGACCUGAUGGAAGUCCGCUUCCAACUGAUGAGCAUAAGCGACCCAUUCACCCAAUUCUUGGACCUGACGGGUCUCCUCUUCCAACUGACGAUUCGGGUCACCCUCUUGGAGCAGACGGUAAACCCAUACCGACUGAUCGCAGUGGUGUUCCAUUGGACAAAGAUGGGGAACCAUUGCCUACUGACAGCAGUGGGCAUUAUGUCACUGUUCCACGAGAAGAGGCCGUAAGCAAAGAACUGCCUACGGACGAAAGCGGAAACGUUAUCCAUCCAGUGACAAAGCCCGAUGGAUCACCUCUGCCUACUGACACUUCUGGAAACUUUGUCACAGAUGAAGGGACCAUCAUCGAAAAAGACGAGGAAGGCCGUCCUCUUGGACCUGACGGGCAAGUUCUGCCAACGGAUGACGCAGGAAACUUUAUCUACCCUGCGGUUGGACCUGAUGGAAGUCCGCUUCCAACUGAUGAGCAUAAGCGACCCAUUCACCCAAUUCUUGGACCUGACGGGUCUCCUCUUCCAACUGACGAUUCGGGUCACCCUCUUGGAGCAGACGGUAAACCCAUACCGACUGAUCGCAGUGGUGUUCCAUUGGACAAAGAUGGGGAACCAUUGCCUACUGACAGCAGUGGGCAUUAUGUCACUGUUCCACGAGAAGAGGCCGUAAGCAAAGAACUGCCUACGGACGAAAGCGGAAACGUUAUCCAUCCAGUGACAAAGCCCGAUGGAUCACCUCUGCCUACUGACACUUCUGGAAACUUUGUCACAGAUGAAGGGACCAUCAUCGAAAAAGACGAGGAAGGCCGUCCUCUUGGACCUGACGGGCAAGUUCUGCCAACGGAUGACGCAGGAAACUUUAUCUACCCUGCGGUUGGACCUGAUGGAAGUCCGCUUCCAACUGAUGAGCAUAAGCGACCCAUUCACCCAAUUCUUGGACCUGACGGGUCUCCUCUUCCAACUGACGAUUCGGGUCACCCUCUUGGAGCAGACGGUAAACCCAUACCGACUGAUCGCAGUGGUGUUCCAUUGGACAAAGAUGGGGAACCAUUGCCUACUGACAGCAGUGGGCAUUAUGUCACUGUUCCACGAGAAGAGGCCGUAAGCAAAGAACUGCCUACGGACGAAAGCGGAAACCCCGAUGGAUCACCUCUGCCUACUGACACUUCUGGAAACUUUGUCACAGAUGAAGGGACCAUCAUCGAAAAAGACGAGGAAGGCCGUCCUCUUGGACCUGACGGGCAAGUUCUGCCAACGGAUGACGCAGGAAACUUUAUCUACCCUGCGGUUGGACCUGAUGGAAGUCCGCUUCCAACUGAUGAGCAUAAGCGACCCAUUCACCCAAUUCUUGGACCUGACGGGUCUCCUCUUCCAACUGACGAUUCGGGUCACCCUCUUGGAGCAGACGGUAAACCCAUACCGACUGAUCGCAGUGGUGUUCCAUUGGACAAAGAUGGGGAACCAUUGCCUACUGACAGCAGUGGGCAUUAUGUCACUGUUCCACGAGAGAGAGGCCGUAAGCAAAGAACUGCCUACGGACGAAAGCGGAAACUGACAAAGCCCGAUGGAUCACCUCUGCCUACUGACACUUCUGGAAACUUUGUCACAGAUGAAGGGACCAUCAUCGAAAAAGACGAGGAAGGCCGUCCUCUUGGACCUGACGGGCAAGUUCUGCCAACGGAUGACGCAGGAAACUUUAUCUACCCUGCGGUUGGACCUGAUGGAAGUCCGCUUCCAACUGAUGAGCAUAAGCGACCCAUUCACCCAAUUCUUGGACCUGACGGGUCUCCUCUUCCAACUGACGAUUCGGGUCACCCUCUUGGAGCAGACGGUAAACCCAUACCGACUGAUCGCAGUGGUGUUCCAUUGGACAAAGAUGGGGAACCAUUGCCUACUGACAGCAGUGGGCAUUAUGUCACUGUUCCACGAGAAGAGGCCGUAAGCAAAGAACUGCCUACGGACGAAAGCGGAAACGUUAUCCAUCCAGUGACAAAGCCCGAUGGAUCACCUCUGCCUACUGACACUUCUGGAAACUUUGUCACAGAUGAAGGGACCAUCAUCGAAAAAGACGAGGAAGGCCGUCCUCUUGGACCUGACGGGCAAGUUCUGCCAACGGAUGACGCAGGAAACUUUAUCUACCCUGCGGUUGGACCUGAUGGAAGUCCGCUUCCAACUGAUGAGCAUAAGCGACCCAUUCACCCAAUUCUUGGACCUGACGGGUCUCCUCUUCCAACUGACGAUUCGGGUCACCCUCUUGGAGCAGACGGUAAACCCAUACCGACUGAUCGCAGUGGUGUUCCAUUGGACAAAGAUGGGGAACCAUUGCCUACUGACAGCAGUGGGCAUUAUGUCACUGUUCCACGAGAAGAGGCCGUAAGCAAAGAACUGCCUACGGACGAAAGCGGAAACGUUAUCCAUCCAGUGACAAAGCCCGAUGGAUCACCUCUGCCUACUGACACUUCUGGAAACUUUGUCACAGAUGAAGGGACCAUCAUCGAAAAAGACGAGGAAGGCCGUCCUCUUGGACCUGACGGGCAAGUUCUGCCAACGGAUGACGCAGGAAACUUUAUCUACCCUGCGGUUGGACCUGAUGGAAGUCCGCUUCCAACUGAUGAGCAUAAGCGACCCAUUCACCCAAUUCUUGGACCUGACGGGUCUCCUCUUCCAACUGACGAUUCGGGUCACCCUCUUGGAGCAGACGGUAAACCCAUACCGACUGAUCGCAGUGGUGUUCCAUUGGACAAAGAUGGGGAACCAUUGCCUACUGACAGCAGUGGGCAUUAUGUCACUGUUCCACGAGAAGAGGCCGUAAGCAAAGAACUGCCUACGGACGAAAGCGGAAACCCCGAUGGAUCACCUCUGCCUACUGACACUUCUGGAAACUUUGUCACAGAUGAAGGGACCAUCAUCGAAAAAGACGAGGAAGGCCGUCCUCUUGGACCUGACGGGCAAGUUCUGCCAACGGAUGACGCAGGAAACUUUAUCUACCCUGCGGUUGGACCUGAUGGAAGUCCGCUUCCAACUGAUGAGCAUAAGCGACCCAUUCACCCAAUUCUUGGACCUGACGGGUCUCCUCUUCCAACUGACGAUUCGGGUCACCCUCUUGGAGCAGACGGUAAACCCAUACCGACUGAUCGCAGUGGUGUUCCAUUGGACAAAGAUGGGGAACCAUUGCCUACUGACAGCAGUGGGCAUUAUGUCACUGUUCCACGAGAAGAGGCCGUAAGCAAAGAACUGCCUACGGACGAAAGCGGAAACGUUAUCCAUCCAGUGACAAAGCCCGAUGGAUCACCUCUGCCUACUGACACUUCUGGAAACUUUGUCACAGAUGAAGGGACCAUCAUCGAAAAAGACGAGGAAGGCCGUCCUCUUGGACCUGACGGGCAAGUUCUGCCAACGGAUGACGCAGGAAACUUUAUCUACCCUGCGGUUGGACCUGAUGGAAGUCCGCUUCCAACUGAUGAGCAUAAGCGACCCAUUCACCCAAUUCUUGGACCUGACGGGUCUCCUCUUCCAACUGACGAUUCGGGUCACCCUCUUGGAGCAGACGGUAAACCCAUACCGACUGAUCGCAGUGGUGUUCCAUUGGACAAAGAUGGGGAACCAUUGCCUACUGACAGCAGUGGGCAUUAUGUCACUGUUCCACGAGAAGAGGCCGUAAGCAAAGAACUGCCUACGGACGAAAGCGGAAACGUUAUCCAUCCAGUGACAAAGCCCGAUGGAUCACCUCUGCCUACUGACACUUCUGGAAACUUUGUCACAGAUGAAGGGACCAUCAUCGAAAAAGACGAGGAAGGCCGUCCUCUUGGACCUGACGGGCAAGUUCUGCCAACGGAUGACGCAGGAAACUUUAUCUACCCUGCGGUUGGACCUGAUGGAAGUCCGCUUCCAACUGAUGAGCAUAAGCGACCCAUUCACCCAAUUCUUGGACCUGACGGGUCUCCUCUUCCAACUGACGAUUCGGGUCACCCUCUUGGAGCAGACGGUAAACCCAUACCGACUGAUCGCAGUGGUGUUCCAUUGGACAAAGAUGGGGAACCAUUGCCUACUGACAGCAGUGGGCAUUAUGUCACUGUUCCACGAGAAGAGGCCGUAAGCAAAGAACUGCCUACGGACGAAAGCGGAAACGUUAUCCAUCCAGUGACAAAGCCCGAUGGAUCACCUCUGCCUACUGACACUUCUGGAAACUUUGUCACAGAUGAAGGGACCAUCAUCGAAAAAGACGAGGAAGGCCGUCCUCUUGGACCUGACGGGCAAGUUCUGCCAACGGAUGACGCAGGAAACUUUAUCUACCCUGCGGUUGGACCUGAUGGAAGUCCGCUUCCAACUGAUGAGCAUAAGCGACCCAUUCACCCAAUUCUUGGACCUGACGGGUCUCCUCUUCCAACUGACGAUUCGGGUCACCCUCUUGGAGCAGACGGUAAACCCAUACCGACUGAUCGCAGUGGUGUUCCAUUGGACAAAGAUGGGGAACCAUUGCCUACUGACAGCAGUGGGCAUUAUGUCACUGUUCCACGAGAAGAGGCCGUAAGCAAAGAACUGCCUACGGACGAAAGCGGAAACGUUAUCCAUCCAGUGACAAAGCCCGAUGGAUCACCUCUGCCUACUGACACUUCUGGAAACUUUGUCACAGAUGAAGGGACCAUCAUCGAAAAAGACGAGGAAGGCCGUCCUCUUGGACCUGACGGGCAAGUUCUGCCAACGGAUGACGCAGGAAACUUUAUCUACCCUGCGGUUGGACCUGAUGGAAGUCCGCUUCCAACUGAUGAGCAUAAGCGACCCAUUCACCCAAUUCUUGGACCUGACGGGUCUCCUCUUCCAACUGACGAUUCGGGUCACCCUCUUGGAGCAGACGGUAAACCCAUACCGACUGAUCGCAGUGGUGUUCCAUUGGACAAAGAUGGGGAACCAUUGCCUACUGACAGCAGUGGGCAUUAUGUCACUGUUCCACGAGAAGAGGCCGUAAGCAAAGAACUGCCUACGGACGAAAGCGGAAACGUUAUCCAUCCAGUGACAAAGCCCGAUGGAUCACCUCUGCCUACUGACACUUCUGGAAACUUUGUCACAGAUGAAGGGACCAUCAUCGAAAAAGACGAGGAAGGCCGUCCUCUUGGACCUGACGGGCAAGUUCUGCCAACGGAUGACGCAGGAAACUUUAUCUACCCUGCGGUUGGACCUGAUGGAAGUCCGCUUCCAACUGAUGAGCAUAAGCGACCCAUUCACCCAAUUCUUGGACCUGACGGGUCUCCUCUUCCAACUGACGAUUCGGGUCACCCUCUUGGAGCAGACGGUAAACCCAUACCGACUGAUCGCAGUGGUGUUCCAUUGGACAAAGAUGGGGAACCAUUGCCUACUGACAGCAGUGGGCAUUAUGUCACUGUUCCACGAGAAGAGGCCGUAAGCAAAGAACUGCCUACGGACGAAAGCGGAAACGUUAUCCAUCCAGUGACAAAGCCCGAUGGAUCACCUCUGCCUACUGACACUUCUGGAAACUUUGUCACAGAUGAAGGGACCAUCAUCGAAAAAGACGAGGAAGGCCGUCCUCUUGGACCUGACGGGCAAGUUCUGCCAACGGAUGACGCAGGAAACUUUAUCUACCCUGCGGUUGGACCUGAUGGAAGUCCGCUUCCAACUGAUGAGCAUAAGCGACCCAUUCACCCAAUUCUUGGACCUGACGGGUCUCCUCUUCCAACUGACGAUUCGGGUCACCCUCUUGGAGCAGACGGUAAACCCAUACCGACUGAUCGCAGUGGUGUUCCAUUGGACAAAGAUGGGGAACCAUUGCCUACUGACAGCAGUGGGCAUUAUGUCACUGUUCCACGAGAAGAGGCCGUAAGCAAAGAACUGCCUACGGACGAAAGCGGAAACGUUAUCCAUCCAGUGACAAAGCCCGAUGGAUCACCUCUGCCUACUGACACUUCUGGAAACUUUGUCACAGAUGAAGGGACCAUCAUCGAAAAAGACGAGGAAGGCCGUCCUCUUGGACCUGACGGGCAAGUUCUGCCAACGGAUGACGCAGGAAACUUUAUCUACCCUGCGGUUGGACCUGAUGGAAGUCCGCUUCCAACUGAUGAGCAUAAGCGACCCAUUCACCCAAUUCUUGGACCUGACGGGUCUCCUCUUCCAACUGACGAUUCGGGUCACCCUCUUGGAGCAGACGGUAAACCCAUACCGACUGAUCGCAGUGGUGUUCCAUUGGACAAAGAUGGGGAACCAUUGCCUACUGACAGCAGUGGGCAUUAUGUCACUGUUCCACGAGAAGAGGCCGUAAGCAAAGAACUGCCUACGGACGAAAGCGGAAACGUUAUCCAUCCAGUGACAAAGCCCGAUGGAUCACCUCUGCCUACUGACACUUCUGGAAACUUUGUCACAGAUGAAGGGACCAUCAUCGAAAAAGACGAGGAAGGCCGUCCUCUUGGACCUGACGGGCAAGUUCUGCCAACGGAUGACGCAGGAAACUUUAUCUACCCUGCGGUUGGACCUGAUGGAAGUCCGCUUCCAACUGAUGAGCAUAAGCGACCCAUUCACCCAAUUCUUGGACCUGACGGGUCUCCUCUUCCAACUGACGAUUCGGGUCACCCUCUUGGAGCAGACGGUAAACCCAUACCGACUGAUCGCAGUGGUGUUCCAUUGGACAAAGAUGGGGAACCAUUGCCUACUGACAGCAGUGGGCAUUAUGUCACUGUUCCACGAGAAGAGGCCGUAAGCAAAGAACUGCCUACGGACGAAAGCGGAAACGUUAUCCAUCCAGUGACAAAGCCCGAUGGAUCACCUCUGCCUACUGACACUUCUGGAAACUUUGUCACAGAUGAAGGGACCAUCAUCGAAAAAGACGAGGAAGGCCGUCCUCUUGGACCUGACGGGCAAGUUCUGCCAACGGAUGACGCAGGAAACUUUAUCUACCCUGCGGUUGGACCUGAUGGAAGUCCGCUUCCAACUGAUGAGCAUAAGCGACCCAUUCACCCAAUUCUUGGACCUGACGGGUCUCCUCUUCCAACUGACGAUUCGGGUCACCCUCUUGGAGCAGACGGUAAACCCAUACCGACUGAUCGCAGUGGUGUUCCAUUGGACAAAGAUGGGGAACCAUUGCCUACUGACAGCAGUGGGCAUUAUGUCACUGUUCCACGAGAAGAGGCCGUAAGCAAAGAACUGCCUACGGACGAAAGCGGAAACGUUAUCCAUCCAGUGACAAAGCCCGAUGGAUCACCUCUGCCUACUGACACUUCUGGAAACUUUGUCACAGAUGAAGGGACCAUCAUCGAAAAAGACGAGGAAGGCCGUCCUCUUGGACCUGACGGGCAAGUUCUGCCAACGGAUGACGCAGGAAACUUUAUCUACCCUGCGGUUGGACCUGAUGGAAGUCCGCUUCCAACUGAUGAGCAUAAGCGACCCAUUCACCCAAUUCUUGGACCUGACGGGUCUCCUCUUCCAACUGACGAUUCGGGUCACCCUCUUGGAGCAGACGGUAAACCCAUACCGACUGAUCGCAGUGGUGUUCCAUUGGACAAAGAUGGGGAACCAUUGCCUACUGACAGCAGUGGGCAUUAUGUCACUGUUCCACGAGAAGAGGCCGUAAGCAAAGAACUGCCUACGGACGAAAGCGGAAACGUUAUCCAUCCAGUGACAAAGCCCGAUGGAUCACCUCUGCCUACUGACACUUCUGGAAACUUUGUCACAGAUGAAGGGACCAUCAUCGAAAAAGACGAGGAAGGCCGUCCUCUUGGACCUGACGGGCAAGUUCUGCCAACGGAUGACGCAGGAAACUUUAUCUACCCUGCGGUUGGACCUGAUGGAAGUCCGCUUCCAACUGAUGAGCAUAAGCGACCCAUUCACCCAAUUCUUGGACCUGACGGGUCUCCUCUUCCAACUGACGAUUCGGGUCACCCUCUUGGAGCAGACGGUAAACCCAUACCGACUGAUCGCAGUGGUGUUCCAUUGGACAAAGAUGGGGAACCAUUGCCUACUGACAGCAACGGGAAACCCAUACCGACUGAUCGCAGUGGUGUUCCAUUGGACAAAGAUGGGGAACCAUUGCCUACUGACAGCAGUGGGCAUUAUGUCACUGUUCCACGAGAAGAGGCCGUAAGCAAAGAACUGCCUACGGACGAAAGCGGAAACGUUAUCCAUCCAGUGACAAAGCCCGAUGGAUCACCUCUGCCUACUGACACUUCUGGAAACUUUGUCACAGAUGAAGGGACCAUCAUCGAAAAAGACGAGGAAGGCCGUCCUCUUGGACCUGACGGGCAAGUUCUGCCAACGGAUGACGCAGGAAACUUUAUCUACCCUGCGGUUGGACCUGAUGGAAGUCCGCUUCCAACUGAUGAGCAUAAGCGACCCAUCGGAGCUGAUGCA